AUGGGUUCUAGACGGUUUUCAUUAGCUUUGGAACACAUAUCAGGAAACAACGAUGCAAACAAGCCUAUCACGGCAUUUUUGAUCGAUAAGAGUUACGCUAACUAUGAAAAUUCGAAUCCGUGUUUGAAACAGGACGGUGUGCGCAAAAACUUGCAGUUGAAGAAAUCCAGGUCGGCACCGGUCAUCAAUGGCAUGCUUGAGCAGACUUGCAGACUACAAAGUGACGAAGACAAGAUGUUUGCAAUGGUUCCAAAGCGCAGGUUUUCCAUUUGUGAUUUAAAUACGUUCGACAACGAAUUACCAGGCAUUACGCAUCAUGCCAACUAUGGAAAAGCAUAUUCUUCGGAACCAGCGACGUGUCCAUCAAGCUCUAUUAGCGAGGGAAGAGGCCAGAACGCAAGCGCUUAUUUUCCUAAAAAGCAUUGCAGACGCAAUUCUGUGGCUCUUAAGUUUCAGAAUCCCAGAUCCAUUGAUAAUUCAAUUGAGACUGAGCAUUAG
Molecule: messenger RNA, 498 nt
Organism: Debaryomyces tyrocola
Lineage: Eukaryota; Fungi; Ascomycota; Pichiomycetes; Serinales; Debaryomycetaceae
Source: the annotation of a GenBank genome assembly